Messenger RNA from Petromyzon marinus (sea lamprey), 480 nucleotides. Lineage: Eukaryota; Metazoa; Chordata; Hyperoartia; Petromyzontiformes; Petromyzontidae. The record is from RefSeq and is a predicted model, not a curated record.
UCUCCCUCUGUCUGCCUGUAGGCGGCUGGAGCUGGAGCGAGCUCAGCGCGACGUCGCCGCCGGCGGUGCCGCGGGCGACGCGGCCCUGACCCAGGGCGUGCUGCGGGAGCGCCUCCUGGUGGAGGAGGAUCGGCGCAAGCUGAAGAUGGCCGCUCGCCACGUGGAGGAGAAGGAGCAGGAAGUCAAGCGGCUGCAGGCAAAAUACCGACAGCAAAUCACAGAUCUCAACAGCAAGAGUGCCACCUUCUACAAGCUGAGCUCCGAUAGCUUCAACUUGACGGCCCAGGAGGCAGAAAGCAAACUCCCCAAGGGCCCCUACGUGCCGGUGUGUGGCGACUUGCAGGGCGUGGUGCUGAGCUGCUACAACAACAGCGGUGGGCAGACGCUCAACUGCUCUGCCGUGGCCAAGCAGUACAUGCAGUGUGUGAACAGCGCCAAGCAGCUGCUGGGCAAGGCUUCGUAGACGCAAGGCCGGAACCA